Molecule: messenger RNA, 582 nt
Organism: Raphanus sativus (radish)
Lineage: Eukaryota; Viridiplantae; Streptophyta; Magnoliopsida; Brassicales; Brassicaceae
Product: thioredoxin H-type 2
Exons: 3
Coding region: 71-430 (119 amino acids)
Molecular function (GO): protein-disulfide reductase activity
Source: RefSeq, a predicted model, not a curated record
UUUAUAAGCUAGCUCGCUUGGAGUGUUUGAGAAUUUUAGGUUUGCUCAACUUUGUCAGAUUAGAGAAGAAAUGGCGGCAGAAGAGGGACAAGUGAUCGGUUGCCACGCGAAUGAUGUAUGGGCCGUGCAGCUCGAUACAGCCAAACAAACCAACAAGCUGAUUGUGAUAGAUUUCACUGCUUCAUGGUGUCCACCAUGCCGCAUGAUUGCUCCAGUUUUCGCCGAUUUGGCCAAGAAGUUCAUGUCAAGUGCCAUCUUCUUCAAGGUGGACGUCGACGAACUGCAGAGUGUAGCGCAAGAGUUUGGUGUGGAGGCAAUGCCGACCUUUGUGUUCAUCAAAGACGGAAAUGUUGUGGAGAAGCUCGUUGGUGCAAGGAAGGAAGAUCUUCAUGCCACAAUAGCCAAGCAUACUGGUGUUGCCACUGCUUAAUUUCGGUUAUGAGACAAUAAGUUCCAGUUAGUUUUAUUUUAAGUUUCGCAUGGAGAUUGUAGAUGCAGAUGAAUAAUGUCGAAGUUAAGUGAUCUCUGACUCUUUCGAGUCUGCAACAAUAUUAUACAUAACUAAGACCAUGCUUUUUGUUA